AUGAAUCACUUACUUGACCUGUCUCGAGUCUGGUACAUGUUCUUCAACGUAUUCGUUGUACUUCUUUGCCUUACGUUCUUGAAAAUCUUUCUGCGUUGCUGGAUAUUUCCAGUUCGAGCUCAAAAGAAGCUUAGAGAAAACGGAUUUAUCGGUCCGCCUCCUAGUUUUCCAUUAGGAAACCUUAAUGACAUGAAGAAGCUGAAAAUAGCCUUGGUGAUGGAUGAUGAGAAGAAGAAAUCUUCCACCAUAAUCAACCAUGACAUACAUUCCAUCGCGCUUCCACAUUUUGCUCGGUGGCAACAACAAUACGGAAAAGUGUUUGUGUACUGGCUAGGAAUAGAGCCGUUCGUGUACGUGGCGGAUCCCGAGUUCUUGAGUGUCAUGUCGAAAGGUGUGUUGGGGAAGAGUUGGGGAAAGCCAAAUGUUUUCAAGAAAGACAGAGAGCCAAUGUUUGGUACCGGUUUGGUUAUGGUCGAAGGCGAUGAUUGGAUACGUCAUCGCCACAUCAUCACUCCUGCAUUUUCCCCUCUGAAUCUUAAGACUAUGACAAAUAUGAUGGUGGAAUCAACGUCCAACAUGUUGGACCGGUGGGCUAUACAGAUAAACUCAGGCAAUCAAGAAUUCGACAUGGAGAACGAGAUCAUAGGAACAGCUGGUGAGAUCAUCGCCAAGACAAGCUUCGGAGUCACGGGAGAUAGUGGAACUCAAGUCCUCAAAAACCUAAGAGCCGUGCAAUUCGCUCUCUUCAACUCAAACCGCUACGUAGGCGUGCCAUUCAGUAACGUUUUGGGUUUCAAGCAAUUCACUAAAGCGAAAGCGUUGGGCCGUGAGAUCGACGGUCUCCUUUUGUCGAUCAUAAACGAACGGAAGAGAUCGUUGGUCAAAGGAGACGGCGACCACCACGAUCUUCUUGGAAUGUUACUUAAGGCCGAUAAAGGGAAGUUUACGGCGACGGAGCUUGUGGACGAAUGCAAAACGUUCUUCUUCGCUGGCCACGAGACCACGGCUUUAGCGCUUACGUGGACGUUUAUGCUUCUUGCGAUCCAUCCAGAGUGGCAAGAUACGAUCAGAGACGAGAUCAGACAAGUCAUCGGAGAUUCCGAGAUUGAGUAUAGCAAACUUGCCGGACUUAAGAAGAUGAGUUGGGUCAUGAAUGAGGUUCUCCGGCUAUACCCUCCGGCGCCAAACGCGCAACGGCAAGCUCGGAAAGAUAUUGAAGUAAACGGCAGAGUGAUUCCGAACGGAACAAACAUUUGGAUCGAUGUGGUGGCGAUGCACCACGACGUUGAGCUGUGGGGGGACGACGUCAACGAGUUUAAGCCGGAAAGAUUCGACGGAGAUUUGCACGGCGGAUGUAAGAGCAAGAUGGGUUUCAUGCCGUUUGGAUUCGGAGGGAGAAUGUGUAUCGGUCGGAACUUGACCACCAUGGAGUACAAGAUUGUCUUGUCGUUGGUUUUGUCCCGGUUCGAGAUCUCGGUUUCACCCGGUUAUCGUCAUUCGCCGAAGUAUAUGCUCUCUCUUAGACCCGGUUACGGUUUGCCUCUAAUUGUACGACCACUUUAG
Molecule: messenger RNA, 1563 nt
Organism: Microthlaspi erraticum
Lineage: Eukaryota; Viridiplantae; Streptophyta; Magnoliopsida; Brassicales; Brassicaceae
Source: the annotation of a GenBank genome assembly